Molecule: messenger RNA, 3694 nt
Organism: Colossoma macropomum (tambaqui)
Lineage: Eukaryota; Metazoa; Chordata; Actinopteri; Characiformes; Serrasalmidae
Gene: sema7a
Product: semaphorin 7A
Exons: 14
Coding region: 73-1992 (639 amino acids)
Biological process (GO): axon guidance; positive regulation of ERK1 and ERK2 cascade; positive regulation of cell migration
Molecular function (GO): chemorepellent activity; semaphorin receptor binding; integrin binding
Source: RefSeq, a predicted model, not a curated record
CCUAACCAUCGCCGUACCGCACUGAAGCAGUGAAGUAUUACUGCAGCAAGGACAGCCGGUCCUGAAGACAAAAUGCCAUUGAUUUGCCAGUAUUUUCUCCUCGUCUCUGUGUUUGUUCUGUCUGUACUGUGUUCGGGGGAGGUUCCGAGACUAACCCUGCGGCAAGAUAAUUCAGACCACCGGCUUCCCUACACAAGAAAUUUAAGCCACUCCGUCUUCUUCCUUCAAGAAGAAACAGAUACCCUGUUCAUUGGAGGAUUAAAUUGUGUAUUACAAGUCAAUAUAAACGACAGCCAUGUUUUGAAGAACUUCACUCUGAUAGCUAACAGAGAUCAAAGUUGUGAUAAGUGUUCUCGUGAAUAUGCAGUCACUGUAAUUGAGGAAUUCCAGAACAGCAUUUUGGUUUGUGGUACAAAUGGAGAAAAUCCAAAGUGUUGGAAGUUGCAUCCCAGGGAUAGCAAUCACUUCAGUGAGGUAGAGGAAUGUAUGGAUGGCACUGGCAUCUCUCCUCACACAUGUUCACAGAACUCUGUAGCUCUUGCAGUGGAUGGAGACCUCUAUGCUGCAGCUCCCCUAUACAGGGAGGGAACCUCACUACAGUUUCGCAGAAAAGUUGGCAGUCAAACCAGUGUGUGGAUGUAUGACUCUUGGAUUAUGGAACCAACCUUCAUUUCUGCCUUCUUGGCCAGGAGACCUGAGGAUCCGAUGCAUGAGAAGAUUUAUGUCCUCUUUCGAGAGAAAAACUCAGACAGCAGCCCAGAGGCUGACCCUUGGAUCUCUAGAGUGGCCAGAGUAUGCAAGGUUGAUAAGGGAGGGUCCAAGAGCUUCUUCCAGAAUAUAUGGACAUCCUUCCUGAAGGCACGUCUUGUGUGUGGGAUUCCUGGUGAGUCUCUGUACUUCAACCGUCUGCAGGAUGUCUUUGUACUGCAUUCAAAGGACUGGAGAGACUCGCAGGUCUAUGCACUCUUCUCAAGCAGCUGGAACUCCACAGCUGUUUGCAAAUACUCCUUAUUUGAACUUGAUGCCAUUUUUGAGAAUUCUACCUUUAAAGACUAUGAAGAAGAGAUUCCCAGCCCAAGGCCAGGAACUUGUGUGAAGGACAGUAGGUCUCUGCCCACGGCUACUAUCAACAUCAUUAAAAAUCAUCCAGAGAUGACUGACUGGGUUCGCCCCAUACAGAAAGACUCUCCUUUCUACAUCAGCAACAACAAUUACACCAGAAUAGUAGUGGACAGAGUGCAGGCUGCAGAUGAAAAUAUGUAUAAUGUGCUGCUGCUUGCCACAGACACUGGUAUGAUCCAUAAGAUUUUGGAGGAUGGCUCCAAAGCAUUCAUCAUUUCUGAAACACGCCUAUGCGGCAGCUCCGCUCCUGUGCAGUCUAUGAAGCUUAACUCUGAGAAGAGAAAGCUGUUUGUCGGAUACCCUGGGCAGAUGUCCGUAUUAGACCUGCAGAAGUGCCAAGACUACAAUGCCUCCUGUCAGGACUGUGUUCUAGCACGUGAUCCAUACUGCGCAUGGACUGAAAAUGGCUGCACCUCACAAAUCAAAGGGGGGAUUCAGAAUAUUGCCACUGGUGAGACACAUGUAUGCCAUAACAAUGCAGCUCCAAAUAAAUUCAUGAGAAUCAAGCGAGAUGUAUCGUCUUCAUCACCUGUGCCCCUAAAAAUAGAACACACUGUUCCCAGGGGAUUCCCAUACUACCUUUCCUGCCCCAUCGAGUCCCACCAUGCCACCUACUACUGGAUGCACGGAAAUCAUUACAGCCCUUGCCAGCAGACACAGUCUGAUUGCCUCUAUCUCAUACCAGCUGUCAAUGCAGAAGACUAUGGAGAAUACACUUGUGAGUCCAGAGAGCGUGACUACACCAAAAAGGUUAAAAAAUACAAUCUGUGGGAUCGUACUAGAAGCAGUGCCUUGAAAAUGACAGCACAGAAGGAAUGGGUAUUGAUUGUAUCUGCUGCAGUUCUGUUUACAGUGCAUCAUUUAAUCUAGAGAGCAGUAUCUUUCUCAAGCUUCCUUGUUUUGUGUUCUGUCCAGUAAUUAACAUCAUGCAUCAAAGCUUGGCAGAGGAGCAUGGGUGUACGGGUAAUAGGGCAGGACCCAGAUAGGAUUGUUAAACUGUAGGCCUGGGUGUGAGGUCGAUUUCUAAAAUUUAUCUUGUUUAUCCCAAAGUUAAAUUGUUCCAUAUAACAGAGAGGUCUGAGCAGAGUGAGAUCAGUUACAAAGUAAAUGUGGCACUCCCUUCAGUGAUGCCUCAUUUGCUAUAAAGUGACACUCCCUGUUGUUUCAUGGUUCUCAAACUUGAUUAAGAGAGCACUAAAAUAUAUUACCAAGGGCUGAUAUUUAAAGCAAUAUGAGGCAAAAUUUAAGCCGUCACAACAGCAUUUAACAAGUUUACUAGCCUUAUUGACAAAUUUCACAUAUCUGAGGUUGUAUCAAACAAAAUGAACAUUACAGAAAAUGCUAGCCCCAAAUGUGAUUCUCAAGACGGCACUCAAAACAGAAGGACUACUGAAGGUACUAGCAGGAAGAGGUAAUGAGAUGGCUUUGUGAAAAGAAAAUGUUUCAGGUUCAGUAAGGUUUAAAAUGGUAAGAUAGAAACACUUGCUGAGAGAAAUCCAAAAAAAAUUGAUCUGGCUUGAGUGUGUGGGGUGAAGGAGGGCAUGAAGCCGAAGUCGAAGUUCCAUGCAAGAGAUCCGCUGUACCAUAGUUUCAUCAUAUGAUUUUUAGACUGCUGAAAGUAAUGAGGUUAACAAGAAAGGCUGAGAGUAAAGUUAGGUUGUUUUGAAUGUGAGAUGAGCUGGAUAACUAGUCUAAGGAAUAGGUUAUGAAUGUUAUGUGAUGUUUGUGUAAUGCAGGGGUAUCAAAUCUUAUCCAUGAAGGGCCGCGGUAGUCAAAUCACUUUUUGUGAGUGAUUAUAUAGGGUCAUGUAGGUCAUUCAGGGUGUGUACAGUGGCCAACAAGCACAAGUUUACUUUUGUCAGUGACUAGUGUGGGAAAUUCAUCUUUUGUUCCUUCAUCAUUUGCCCAUGCUGUUAUUGAAGGAAACAAUGAGCCUGUGAAGAAUUUGGUACUAUUGUAUGUGCAUUAUUAGCACAGCAGGAAAGUUUGAAGGAUUGGCCAAGAGUCAGAAGAACAUCCUCAAGACUCUCUCCCAUGGCUGUCUAACUGAAUUAUGUUUUGUAAGUGGCCUCUUUCACUUACUUUCCUCACUUCACACUUUAUAGACCUGAUUAAUCAUAAAUUCUAUAUUUAUUUCAGCAUCAUUGCUGUCCAAAAAAAAGACACAUUUGUAUUUUUUCUAUUAGUAUUUUUCUGUAUCAUUUCAAUACAGCAAUUGUGUUUAUUUGAAAAUUUUGUGUGAAUUUUUGUGAUGAUCAAUAGAAACUCUCCAAAAUUACUAUGAAUAAAACUUUAAAAAUAACAUACAUUUUACAUACAUACGUUUUUUUUGUUGUUGUUUUGGACAGCAAUAGCUGUGUCCUUCAUGAGGUUUAUUAAGUGUUUCUAUGUUGUUUUAAAGAAUUACAUCAGGGCACACUUUUAAAAAGAAAAGCCUUGGUUAGCGCCCUCUUUAACAGGAAGUGACUGAAAGGCAUUGUUACAUUCAUGUUCUCAGUGGGGACUGAGGUCCAUAGGCUUUUGACAGAUGGAGCAGAAAGAACUGGGUGUGGUGACAUCCGACAUGCACUUU